GCGCGUCCCCGGCUUUAUGGGGCGGUAUCACGUGGGUGGUGACGUCGGCAGGCCUGCGCGCAGCCGUGACCGGUGUAAAGAAGAUGGUGCUCAUCAAGGAAUAUCGUGUGGUCUUGCCAUGCUCGGUGGAAGAGUAUCAAGUCGGGCAGCUUUUCUCGGUGGCUGAGGCCAGUAAAAACGAGACGGGUGGAGGAGAAGGCAUUGAAGUGCUCAAGAAUGAACCCUAUGAGAAGGAAGGCGAGAAGGGACAAUACACACACAAAAUCUACCACUUAAAGAGUAAAGUGCCAGGCUUUGUGAAGAUGAUCGCACCAGAGGGGGCGUUAGUUUUCCACGAAAAGGCCUGGAAUGCUUAUCCAUACUGCCGCACGAUUGUGACUAAUGAAUACAUGAAAGAUGACUUCAUGAUUAAAAUUGAAACAUGGCACAAACCUGACACGGGCUCUUUAGAGAAUGUACAUGAUCUGGAUCCCACCACAUGGAAGACGGUGGAAGUCGUGCAUAUCGAUAUAGCCGAUCGGUCUCAGGUUGAACCUGGAGAUUAUAAACUGGCAGAGGACCCAGCAAUCUUUCAUUCAGAGAAAACGGGCCGUGGACCUUUGGGACCGGACUGGAAGAAAGAGCUCUUGGCUAAGCCGGACGCCCCUCGUAUGUGUGCGUACAAACUAGUCACCGUCAAGUUCAAGUGGUGGGGCCUGCAAACCAAAAUAGAAAACUUCAUCCACAAGCAAGAGAAGAGAAUCUUCACCAACUUUCACCGUCAGCUCUUCUGUUGGAUUGACAGCUGGGUGGAGCUCACCAUGGAGGACAUCCGCCGGAUGGAGGAGGAGACGCAGCGAGAGCUGGAAGAGAUGCGUCAAAAGGGGUCUGUACGAGGCACGACUGCAGCCGAAGAUUAGCCGAAUCCUUUUAGUAUCACAAGGCAGGUGGAGAGACUCUCUUCGUAAAACUGGUCAGGUUCGAGGCACCAGUGCUGCUCAUGAACAAUGAGGCUAAACUUCAAGAAUCCAACCACGAUGACACUUGAUGAAAGACAUCUCCACAUCCAUCCAAACCGGCCAGUAGCUGCGCCGUCCUCCACCAGCAGACCGCAGAAUGACACAGUGAUCAGUAGUACUGUACUCACACACCUGCCGACAGACUGGACCUGCUUUUAGAUCAUGCAGGUUGAUCCUGCGAAACAUCAGAUUAUUGCUGUAUGGUUGUGUUAUUCCAUUUCAGAAACAAAACGACUUAAUUCUGGCAGGCAUUGGACCAAUUCUUUGUGUUUUUGUCUAAUUUUAUCUGUUUGUAAUGGUUCAGAUCUUUAUUUUUUUCUUGUCUGUGUUUAGUCUUUCCCCCAGAUGAAGCACUUCUUUUGGUUCCUUUAAAAUCCUAAUCACGUUUUAAUUAGUAGACUGUCAUUUCGUAUCAGCGUAGUCCUGCCUUUCUAAGGAAAAAUUUGUGAUGCUACUGCACGGAAUGCACAUUUGUGCAAGAACACAUGUCCACCUCGCAAAACCUUCGCCGCGAGUGGCUUUUGCAUGAGCUCAGGCAUGUUUUUGAGAGGGUCUUCAUGUUCGCGUGACGUAACCCCUCAGGACUCUUCAGGUUCUCCUCACCAAAAUCCAGAGUAACUACCAGAGCAAAUCGCCAUUGCUGCUGCUUUUUCUUAUUUUUAGAGUCGUCUUAGGACAGGCAAAGUGCUUUUAUAUUGCUAAUCUACCUGUAACGCUCUCAGGGUUCCCACGGUCUUGGAAAAUCCUGGAGAUAUCAGGGAAAAAUUGUGAUUUCCAGGCGCGGAAAAGUCUCAGUUCAUUACAAGUGUGCAUACAUAAAGCAGCUUCCCUUAGCAAAUUAUAAAAAAAAAAUUUUUUAAAUCGUCAUUUCACUAUUAAAGCUGCAAUGCAUGCAAACCAUGUCGACGUUUAAAAGCAGAAGUGUGAUGAUUCUUGUUUAAUCUAUGAAGUCAUAAAUCUAAAUAGCCAUUUCUGAGGUAUAACACCUCUGCUUACUGACAUGCGAACAGUGACUCCUUUCUGGAAUCCUUGCGCAUAUUAUGCAAAUGUUACUGGCGUUCUCAUGACAACAGAUUUAAAUUCGGUGGCACUGGCAGUAAGAGAUUCCAGUGCACAAGUCUCAUGGUUUUACUGUGCACUUGAAUCUUUAUCUUGACCAGCCCUAACAAAAACGGACAACCUGAAAUUUUCUACAAUCGACAUGCUGUCCCCAAAGCUUUUCUUUAAUGAAAUCAUAAAGCAUAAAUUGAUAUAUUUAUAUAAUGAAUAUUGCAUUAUCUGUAAAAUGAUGGAUCAGAACGUGCAGGAACGCUGAGUUCUGCGCCUGAAGGAGUGUGUAGAUGCCUCAGCAGACGCUUAGGGUAAAGAGGACAGCUUUAUAAACACAUUUUAAAGAGCUUGAUAUUUGUAUAGUUUCUAUAUCGUACCAGGUCAGAGUAUCGGGAUGUGCAGGUGGAAUAAUUCUACUUCCUGUGCUCCUCGUCUCUGGCUUUCCUGCACCAGCUCAGAUCAUCCAGCCUUGCAAAAAGAGUCUGCUGUUUGUGCAAGGCUGUUUUAUCUUCUCGUUUAUAAGUAACCGGUUUUUGACGUGUACGGUUCUCUGUGCCGGUCGAGAGGAUUUGAUCGUGCAUUAGUUUUUAUAGGUGGGCUUUCAUGGACAGCUGAUGGUUGGAGUUUGCACAGUUGAUGGUUUGGUGUGUUCACGUCCCUCUCAUUUCAAGGUCCCCGAUUGUUCACACAUUUCAUGCAAGCCGCCGGGUUCGGCCUCAGCAGCAAUCAAGGCGACGUUGACACGUACCUGUGUUCCUCUUCUCAGAUCCGGAUGGGAGGAAGUCAGGUUUAGAUGCUUUUUUUUUUUUUUUUUCAUGUUUUCUAGAUCAUAAUGAGCAACCAGUGCACUGACGUCUGUUCUGACAUACUGUCUCGAGUCUCACGGAUCGUGUGGUUUACCUUUGGGCAAGGUUUUCAGAUACAUUGAAUCAUAUUUUAAUAAAAGCAUAACUGCGCACUUGGAGAAUCUACUGUUUUUUGUUUGUUUUGUUUCUUGGGGAAUCACACAAUGCUGUUUUUCUGCUUUUUCUGAUUGUUUGUAAAUCAGGGGAAAUAUCAGUGAAUGUACAAUGGUGUGAUUUCUUCUACCCCCCCCCCCCCCCCACAGCUUUUGAAUUGGUUAUACAUUUAAUGAUUAACCGUAUAUCUAAUAAAUUUCGACACCAGUCAUG
Messenger RNA from Carassius auratus (goldfish), 3220 nucleotides. RefSeq names its product phosphatidylinositol transfer protein beta isoform. Bases 84 to 899 code for a protein of 271 amino acids. Gene Ontology annotation, cellular component: cytoplasm. Lineage: Eukaryota; Metazoa; Chordata; Actinopteri; Cypriniformes; Cyprinidae. The transcript is spliced from 12 exons. Gene Ontology annotation, biological process: phospholipid transport. The record is from RefSeq and is a predicted model, not a curated record. Gene Ontology annotation, molecular function: phosphatidylinositol transfer activity; phosphatidylcholine binding; phosphatidylinositol binding.